This is a messenger RNA of Penicillium daleae, 1260 nucleotides long. RefSeq lists its product as uncharacterized. The record is from RefSeq and is a predicted model, not a curated record. Bases 1 to 1260 code for a protein of 419 amino acids. Lineage: Eukaryota; Fungi; Ascomycota; Eurotiomycetes; Eurotiales; Aspergillaceae. The transcript is spliced from 4 exons. Gene Ontology annotation, molecular function: O-methyltransferase activity.
AUGUCCUUUGAAAUACCCAAUAUUGGAGAUAUAGAAGAACUGCUUGACCAGCUCUGCCGAGCAACUGGGAACUUCAAGCAAGACCACAAUGACCUCGAACGCAUCGCCGCCUUGAAAGCUGCUCGCAGAUUGGUUCAGGCACUUGAAAAGCCAUAUGAUAUGGCAUUGAUGACGGGCUCUUCGCCGGUUCAACCCCUCUGCGUCAGAAUUGCCAUAGACCUUGACAUAUUCAAGACCCUCACGGAAAGGGAUGGGCUUGUCAACUUGAGGAACUGGCCGCGAUCAAGAACGCGGACCCUAUGUUCACAGGUGAUUAUGCUCCAUCUCAACAUAGUUGACUCAUGUACACUCACGUCCACAUUUCUCUGGAUAGAGCGAGUAUUGCGUAUCCUCGCAGGGGCCGGCUACGUUGUUGAAUAUGACAUCCGAGUAUACGCUGCCAACGCAAUGACCCGGUACAUGAGUACCCCAGGUGCAGUCGCCGUGCUCAAAUUCGGGUUCGAUGUUUGUAUGCCGUUAUAUGCGAAGGCACCCGAAUACUUUCGUGAAAAUGGGUUUCAAACUCCACUCGAAUCAAACAAAGGCCUUUUCCAAUAUGUCGAGAAAACCGAAGAGUCCAUGUGGAGUCUGUUGUUCAAGAACCAGGAAAACAUGGAUGAGUUUUAUGUCCAUAUGACAGGCAGGAAAGCCAAUCGACCGACUUGGAUUGACUGGUUUCCUGUACAAGAAUGCAUCAUUGACGGGUUUGAGGACCAGGAGGGAGGUGUGCUCCUAGUCGACGUGGCUGGGGGACGAGGGUAUGAUUUGGAAAUAUUUCAUGCAAAGUUCUCCGACGUACCAGGUCGUCUUAUCGUUGAAGACCUACCACAGGUGCUCGAGGGGAUGACUCUUAGUCCUGGGAUUGAGUGCCAGCCGUUUGACCUCUUUGAGGCACAGCCUGUCAAAGGUGCCCGAGCAUAUUACAUGAAGUUUGUAUUGCACGAUUGGGCAGAUCGUCAAUGUCACCAGAUUCUGCAACAGUUCAAGGGGACUAUGAAAAAGGGCUAUUCGAAGCUUCUCAUCGAGGAAGUCAUUCUAGCUGACAAAGACGCCGAGCCUAUUCCUUCCUUGGGAGAUUGGAUGAUGUUAGCCGUUCACUGUGGUAUGGAGCGCACUCGUUCUCAUUGGGAGAGGCUGUUGACUGCGUCUGGAUUCCAAGUGGUGAAGUUUUGGGAUCCCCCAUAUCCAGGUCAAAGUAUUAUCGAGGCGGAGGUAUCUUAG